UAGCGUCCAUUUACACUGGAUUCCACGUGAUACAAAUGCAAAUCCAUGUGAUAAGCUUAAUGAAUAUGCUAGUUCAAUCUAUUCAGAGCUUGAAUAUCUUAAUUAUGCGGAUGUAAAAGCAUGUUAUGAAUCAACACCGUAUGAUAAGACAAAGGCGAUUCAGGUAAUAGAAGUAGUGAAAGAAACUCUUAAAGGAUUCUAUGCAUUGCUAGAUCAAGCAAGAGAAGAACCAAAACCUGGAUUUACAUUUAAGCCUAUUGAUCUAAUAUCUGAAUUGGAUUUGAUUUUAAAAAAAAAUUAUUCAUAUGAAUUUCAAUUCAUUUAUGAUGUUGCAGACCUUAUUGGAGAAUUAAAAGAUGGACAUACCAGGCUCACGUCUACCAACUAUAAUAAGUAUGCAUUUUAUCAGGGAUUGUCCUUGUAUUCUGUAAUUAAAAAAGAUGGCACGCAGCAAAUUAAAGUUUUUGAUGACGUAAAAGAUUCUAGCACUAUCGAUUGCCAAGUUACGCAUAUAGAUGACAAACCAGCAAUUGAUGUAAUUACUGAAUUUGCUAGGAAUAAAACAUUUUUUUCAAGAGAUUUAAGUGGUCGAUUUAAUUCAGCCCUCGCAUCACUUGGUUUUGGGAACGGAGAUUUUCAAAUGGCAUCGAUAGGACAAUUAUUCUCAAUUCGUAACCAAUUACCAAAAAGUCCGAGUAUUUCUUAUACGCUCAAUUGUAAUAAUAAAAUUUCUAAAAUUACUCGAGAAUGGCAAGUUCCUAUUAAACUUAAAUUUCCAUCACUUUAUAAAUAUAAAUCUCCAUACAUUACUGGGUCCUCAGUCGGAAAAGCAACAUUGAUUUUUGAUGCAUUCAUUGCUAGAUUUUAUAAAUUAGAAGAUUUUGGUGUGGUCAUAAUUUCAACUGAAACCAUUAUAAAUAAUGAUAAUGACCUUGAAUAUCACUUUCUAUCUAAUAUAGUUACUGGAUUUAAGAUGCUUGCAGAAAAAGGAAUAAAGAAGAUUAUUUUAGAUUUAAGUAACAAUAAUGGUGGCGAUGUCUUCGCUGCUCAUUAUAUAAAUAAACUCUUAUUUCCUAACAUAAAAAAUUUUCCAGUAGCUUUAAAGGUUAAUAAUAAUUCACUCCCAUUUAUAAACGAAUUUUCAAAGCUUAAGCUUGAAAAUUUAAUAGAUGUAAAUGCAAAUACAUUUGAUGGAGUUUUAUUUCAUUAUAAGUCAUAUCUUUCUACAAAGACGAAUUCUCAAUUUAAUAAUGUUAUGGAUUUUAUUGGAAAUAAUAUUUAUACUCGUGGUGGUGUCCAAGUUAAAUACACUACGAAAGCAUUUUUUAAUGAUACAACACUUUACAAUGGUCCAUUAGAACCACCGACACCUCCAAAAUUUCCUUGGACUGAGAAAGAUAUUAUAAUUUUAACAAAUGGAUUAUGUUUUUCAGCUUGUGCAAUUAUAACUCAAAGAUUAGCAGAAAUUAAUGUUCCCACAAUAUCUGUCGGUGGAUUUCCGAAUAAUCCAUUUUCUUAUGCUCAAUACGCUGUUGGAGCGGCAACAAAUACUAUUGCUAUGAAUUAUGUACUUAGAAAUGUUAAGAAUAUUGAUCCUUCUUUAAUUUCUAAAUUGUCUUUUCCUGCAAAUUUAACCUUGAGUUUUACCAUACUUGAAGCCUACAGUAUCAAUAAUCCAAAUGAAGUUAUGGACUAUUCUGUUAGACGCGCAAAUUAUCAAUUAUAUUAUGAUGAACGGAGUGCUAGGGAUCCGAGCUCUUUAUGGAUGCAGGCUGCAAAUAUAUUGAAGAGUAGAGCUCAUUAG
Molecule: messenger RNA, 1804 nt
Organism: Racocetra persica
Lineage: Eukaryota; Fungi; Glomeromycota; Glomeromycetes; Diversisporales; Gigasporaceae
Source: the annotation of a GenBank genome assembly